AUGUGGGCGCCACCGCAGAAGCCCAUCGCAGUCGUCAAGCAGCAGCAGCGGCAGCAGCAGUCAGAGCAGCCUAGACGAGCCCCUUCCCUCGAAAAGAGCCGCCUACCCCACUUCUUCGAGGGAUGGAAUGAGGGCGCGUUAUCCCAGUCAACAAGAACAGGACUACAACCUCCAGUCCCACCCUCACCACAACCAUCACCAAAGACACAACUCUUCACAAAUCCAUUCGAGAUCGCAGGACCCCUUCGCUUGGAAGAACGCCCUCAAAGGAAUUUGAAGCUUCCUACCAAUACUCAUGCUGACGAAGACUUCUUUGCUUUGCCUAUUACAGAUCACGAAAACAUCCAUGCUCUAGUUCGAACACCAACUAUCGAAUUACACCCUGCACAACAUAAACCAACACCAACUGCUCCUGCACCAGCACCGACUAGCUUUGCGCCCACUCCAACAUCAUCUUCCAGCGAGAAAGACUCACACUCAGACGCCAGCAGCUUUGCCUAUGUUUUGAGCAGAGAACGCGUCACAAAACGGAACUUCAAGAGGGUCAUAAGAUCACCUCCGCAUCUAUCGCAUUCCGUACCAUCUCGUCCUGCUCCGCCAAAGUCUAUUGUUUCAUCACCCGCCAUUGUUAUCCAAUCAGCUCCACCUAGUCCUCGCUUUCAACCUGUCACCAAAUCGUCAACCUUCUCUGAAGCAUCGAGCACAUCGCGCACUGCUUCUCCAAACCGCCAUGACGCAGCUCAUGGCCAUAUUUCUUUCCAAAACUCAAAGCUAAAAACUCGCCGUGCGAAAGCAUCCGUCGCGCCUGGUCGCUCGAUUGGCCUCUCAACACACAAAGAAAAGCACGGCAGUCCGCCCAGAGGUUCCAAUCGGACUUUGGCGUCUCAUGAGCUCAUACCGCCUGCUAUGACGCAAAAGAGAUCGAGCGACUCCAUACCCACACGAGAGUUGGGUCGAAGAUCAGACCAUCCAGGAAGGUCAGUCUCUUUCGUGAGUACGGUGGACUCGGUCGAGGAACCAGCCAAAAAGAAACUCGAGCAAACAGAUCCACCGCCCCCGACCGAAGAGGUACCAAACCAAGGAGUCCGGCGAGUCUUGACAGUACACAGUAUCGUAUCGGCCCCAGUCAAAAGACAGACCACCAAAUUGCAGCAGAACGAGAGUCCAGACCGACGCCGAUCUAGACAGCUCUCGACAAUGUCAAGGUCGCCUUCACCCACGCCAGGAUGCUUUGGGCUGUUCAAUUCCCGUUCCCGUCGAAGAAGAGGGACCAACGUAUCAAUCCGAACCGAAAGCACCAUCACAAGCAGCAGCCCCAAGCGUAAAGAUUCGUAUUUCGGAGGAGAUGGUCGUGAGUACAUCCAGAGCCCAAUUGCCGGAUUGAGCUUCUUGCCGUCCGAGAUGCAGAGAGUCAACACGCCGCCAGUGAGAACGCCAAUGAGUCCGGGGUCAAGGUCUCGAGGGUUCUUCUUUGAUUACACCAAUCCUCCAGGCGAAAGUGACGAAGCAGAAACGCGCCGGGACUCGGUAGCCGGAUCAACAGACGUCGACAUGCGAAUGCUAGCUGCUCCUUGGGACUUCAAGCGUAACGUAGGCCUGCCGGUCAAGGACAGCAACGGCACAUCGGACUACUUCUAG
This is a messenger RNA of Aureobasidium subglaciale EXF-2481, 1638 nucleotides long. RefSeq lists its product as uncharacterized. Lineage: Eukaryota; Fungi; Ascomycota; Dothideomycetes; Dothideales; Saccotheciaceae. The transcript has 2 exons. Bases 1 to 1638 code for a protein of 545 amino acids. The record is from RefSeq and is a predicted model, not a curated record.